Molecule: messenger RNA, 2378 nt
Organism: Osmia bicornis bicornis
Lineage: Eukaryota; Metazoa; Arthropoda; Insecta; Hymenoptera; Megachilidae
Gene: Timp
Product: metalloproteinase inhibitor 3
Exons: 5
Coding region: 431-1096 (221 amino acids)
Biological process (GO): negative regulation of endopeptidase activity; negative regulation of membrane protein ectodomain proteolysis
Cellular component (GO): extracellular matrix
Molecular function (GO): protease binding; metalloendopeptidase inhibitor activity
Source: RefSeq, a predicted model, not a curated record
CGCGAACAGUCGACUCUCGGUCCGUGCGUGCGUGUAGGUAGAUCGAUAAACACACGUGAAAAUCCCGUCGGUCCUCUUUCGCGCCCGAUGCUAUAUCGCGCGAGACAGUUUGCUAAGUCGAGAUUGGUACGCGCGCGCGGAAGCUCGCGAAACUCGCCUGCUCCUUGCCAAUUCGAAGCUCGUAGUACACGGUACGAAGAGAAGGCGAGAAGUCCACGCGUGUUCGUAUCACGCGGAACGCCGCGCCGGCUCGAGUUAAGCUCGUGAUCGAGAUCGAAUCGUCAAAGGAAUUCCCUGUUCGCGAUUUCGUAGAAUGAUCGCGAGGCUUUGAGGUCAAGCAGGAUAACGGUUAGGAAGGUAGAGUGCAAGUAAACUCACGGUGAACGAGGAAAGCCGAAGCGGAAGGAUCUGCACGGGGUCACGGAGAAAGAUGUGGCGAUUAAGGUUUUGGACGUACCUUCUGCUGAUAGCGUUAUCGCUAGCACCGGUGCAGAGGGUUAUGGCGUGUUCUUGCAUGAGAAGUCACCCCCAGACUCAGUUUUGCAAUUCAGAUUUCGUUGCCUUGGUACGAGUGAAGAAGGAGAUACCUAUGAACGAGCACGAAAUCGGCUACAACGUGAAAACCAGUAAAAUCUUCAAGGUAAACAGCUCGAAAUCGUAUUACGCCCUUAAGAAAAAUGUCCUAUGGACCUCAUCCUCGGACGGUAUGUGCGGAGUGCGUCUUAAAAUCGGAGAAACUUAUGUUGUGAGUGGAACUACGAUUGGCGAUCGAGCUCGUAUAUCGAUCUGUGGAUUAUCGCUUCAAUGGCGAACUGUGCCUAGCAGGCAACGGAAAGCUUUCAAACAAUUAUAUCGUCACGGUUGCAACUGCAGUAUCCAUUAUACACCAUGGUGGACGAAGGGAGCGGUUCUGGAGAACGUGGGAGGAAAAGAGUGUCUAUGGGAAAGUAAACCAGGCCCUGAAGAUUGUCAAAGUGAUUACGGCAUAUGCAUGGUUGCUGAAGGCACAUGUUCGUGGGUUAAUUCCGUGCCUUACAAGAACUGCAUCAAAGAGUAUCAACAGAAACGGGAGCAGCAACGAGCACGAGAACCUUAAAGAAAAAUUUCUGCUCCGACCCACGCGAGAGUUCUACGAUCAAACGAAAAGUCGAUCAUGUUGGCGAGAAAUCGGCAUUGGCCAACACCAGCACGCUUUGCUAAAGUUUGCGAUCAUCGUUCUCUUGCGUGAAAAGCGUUUGCGGAACGUAAACUAUCGCGGUAAGGCAUCGAAAAAUUAAUGCUCUUUUACGACAACUUUCCAAGGAGAAGCAUUAAUUUCUUGACUGCGUAACCGUCUAUUUAUUGCCGCGUUUUCCAGCGAAAGUAUUAAUUGGUCGGUCGUGCCGGCGAGUACAAAAGUGGUUCAUUAAAGAAACACGAAGCAGCGAAUCGAACUGCUCCGACUGUUGUUAAAAGUAUAAUAUAAUCCAACGAACUCUUGAAACUGCUUGCAUUACCAUAAUAAGUUAUUUCGAGAUCUGUAGCAUUGCGUUUGUGUCGUCGAAUCUUUCGCGUUCAAUUAACCUACCCUUUCUUACUAUUCAUCCCUCAAAUGGUCUUCCUUCCAUACUCGAAUCAAAAUCGAGGAUAUCGAGCGAACCUUAUUCAAUGUUUAAUUUAUUCGCGUUAUGAAGAUAGCUCGCGAUAGAGUUCAGUCUACAUUGAUUCCGGAUUGUUACUCGUUCGACGAGAAUCGGACGAGAAGCGGUUAGCCUCGCUCGAUUUUUAAUGAAAUCAUUCGACGAGCUCGAGCGCAAAAAUAAAUCGACUGAAUGCAGCGAGCGUAUUCGAUACCGAUUGGCCAUCCCCUUAGUUGUACAUAUUAGGCUAUUCAUGUAUAUUAUGGAUUUUUAAAUUAUUUUCAUGUUUAUUUUGUAGUCUCGUCUCGUCUAUGCGUUAGAAACUGCGCGAAGGAUAUUUGAUUUUUAGUCUAGGAAUUAUCGAAACAAGGUAACGUUGAAUGUAUUUCAAUUAUGAAAAUUAUUGACAAGGAAUAAAAAUUUUUCAUUUGGAACCCUAAAUAAUAUUUAGAAUUUUUUCAUUUGAAAUUUAUGGUGCCUUUCACUAAUGGUCAUCGCGACAUUCAACGUGUUAACAUUGUUUCAUUUUGAAAACGAAAAAGAAACGAAACCCUCGAUUCGGGUAGAACUUUAGUACAAAACAUUGGAAAUGUAUUGUUCGACGCGUACGAGUUGGCAUUUCUUAUCACGAUAACCUGUAUAGCACGAGACGAUGUAUGUUUAGUUGAUAGUUCUUCCAUUUGAUAACUUUUGUAAGUAUUGCAAUACUUAAGCGAUGGGAAAUAAACGAGAAACGCAUAGUCGUUCGUUCUGUAAGCA